This is a messenger RNA of Menidia menidia (Atlantic silverside), 6517 nucleotides long. Lineage: Eukaryota; Metazoa; Chordata; Actinopteri; Atheriniformes; Atherinopsidae. The record is from the annotation of a GenBank genome assembly.
ACAGAUAAUGCAUUUCAAUAGAGGAAGUUGUUCCAGGGAGAGGUUGGCAAUAACAGGAUUCUUCCCGGAAUGAAAAAAAAAAAAUCAAUAUGAGCUGGAAAACAUUUGACUUCAUAAAAGGGAUCGACUUAGAAAUUGAACUGGGCACACGUUCUGCUGUUUAAGCAAAGACUGAGGCCCAUUCUGACAGCACAGCAGAGCCCGGAGCUCCGGCUGGGUGUUUCUCUUUAAUUCUGCGGCAUCUCUCACUGUACGGGGGCCUGUUGUUGUGGAGGAGGAGGGCGGGCCGUGGACGAAGCAGAUUUUGGACCGUAAACUAACCGGUGAUGCGACAAGGACAGGACAUGGACUCGGGAUGGUGUCUGCGCGGAGCCGGUCUCAUGUGAUCUGCAUUAACUGAAUUUGUGACUGCAAAAAAAAAAAGCCGGACGGAGGCCGAGUCUGUCUGGAAACUGACCUCGGGUAAACCCCCCCCUCCGAGGCUCGGUGGAAUUUGGAGGUUUUUCUGCAGAGGUAUUUCUGCGCAGCGCGGAAACUCGGGCGCAUCGCGCAGGGGGUUGGUGUGUGUGUGUGGGGUGGUGGUGGGGGGAGAUGAUCACCGGAUCAACUCACAAGACACGCCACUAACUAGCCUAAAGUACGACUGUCAGGGUCCACAAGAGGCGAUACAAGAUGAUGUCACUGAUAGAUCUGGACGACGACCAGCGGUGGGUGCCCACUCACGUGAAUGUCACCGUCCUCCGCGCCAAGGGGCUGCGCACCAAGGGCAAGCACGGCAGCCGCUACCUGUACACCAUCAUCCAGGUGGGCAAGGAGAAGUACACCACCGGGCUGGUGGAGAAGGUGGAGGUGCCCGAGUGGAACGAGGAAUGCUGCUUCGAGCUGCUGCCCGGCAUCCUGGAGGAGGGCGGCCGGAGCGCGUACCCCCCGGGGAGCGGGGACCUGGUCCUCACCGUCAUGCACCGGGUGCUCAUCGGACUGGACGUGUUCCUCGGGCAAACCAUCAUCCCCCUUGAUAAGAUCUUCCACGACGGAGAGUGUCCGAGAGAUGAAUGGUUCAAGCUCAACUCUAAGGCAGGAAGGAAGGAGAAGGAACGUGGUGCUCUCCAGGUGACGGUCCAGUUCACCCGCAACAACAUGACGGCCAGUAUGUUCGACCUCACCAUGAAGGAAAAGCCCCGCUCCGCGUUCGGCAAACUCAAGGACCGAGUCACCGGGAGAAAGAGGGGGGACGUGGAGUCUUCCUCUGCCAUCGUACCGGGCCGCUAUGCUGCCCUCUCCGGGUCGCUGGGGCAACCCUUCGGAGAAGGAGGAGGAGGGGCGGUGGAAUCGCGAGACGCGGAGAUAACGGAGGAGAAGAGGAGCAAGAUGAAGGAUUUCUUCAGAGGGAGGCUGAGAAAGUCGUCCGACACCAGGUCAUGCUCAUCACUGGCUUCAGAGAGCAGCGUGUCUUCCAUGGCCAGCGAUAACCUCGGCCCUCCGCCCAGCCUUGAUCUUUUGUCAGACCCCCCCAGCUCCCCCAUCUACACAAGCAAAGUGAGAGUCGACUCCCUCCAUGGAGAAACAGAUUUAGCCAAGAAAGUGCUCACCAGCCAGCACACCACCAAGGUGCUGACACACAAGCGAGCCCUCAGCGAUGAGGCCAGUAAGAUCACUACAGCCUUCCCCCGAUCCAGUGUUGCAGUGGAGUCUCUCAAAGGUCAGACCAUGACUCAGUCCAAGUCGUCCUUGUGUAUAAAUGGAAGCCACGUGUACGACUCAGAGCCGUCGACUCCGAAGAGCUCUGGAGCGCUGCCAUCGAAACUGGUUCUGCUGGAGAAGUGCUCCCCUCUGUCUCGCUCUCUGCAGAAUCUCACCAAAAAAAGCGAGGACAAAAGUUCCUUUGCAGAGGGAAGACGUUGGUCCUUUGACAAGUUGAAAAAAGAGGAAAAGGAGGAGGAAAAACAGGCCCAGUCUUCAUCUGCCCAAGUUCAGGAGGCUCAGACGGGGGGCCGCUCUGCGGAGGCAGCCCUGCCAAUGGUCUCCUCAGCUACCAGCUCACCUGAGAAAGGCAGGAAGUUCAGAAAGACGCUGUUCUCUGCAGGGAGGAGUGAUUCCCUCCCAGCUAAGACGGACCAGGCCGGCUCUGCAUCUGAAGGCAGGUUCAGAGGCUGGUUUGGCUCUGGCGACUCUCAGAACAAGCCAAGGCUGGAAGUUUCUCCUAAGGUAGAAAGCAGCUCAGAUGCAUCUCCUCCCCACCCUCCUUGCUCCCCUGUACCUCCUCAGUGCUCCUCUCCCUGUGCCUCCCCCUCUAGUCAUGUCUCACCUGAUAACUGCAGCCACAUCAAUCUCUUCACCCCCUCCUCCUCCCCCUCCUCAGCUCCCCUCUCUCCUACCAACCCUUUCCUCACACAUAUGCAGCAAAACCCUUUUUUUGAGGAGUGUGUAGCAGAAGAGUUGCAGAAAUCGCCUCCUUUGGCCCCGUGUUCCUCCCCUGGCUCCUCCCCAUUUCAUUACACCACUCUGCCCACCCAGCCCUGUGCACACAGCUCUGUUCUUGAAGUCGUUGAUUCAAACAAGGUUCCCAUAAAGCGUGAGCGUCCAAGGCCAGUCGCUAGGCAGAUAUCCCUCCCUGCGUUAUUACCCAAAGCAGCCGCACUUAACUCCCCGAACCACUCCGCCCCCUGCCCCACGUCUGAAAGUGCAGGGGAGUGGGAUGAGUCGUUUGACGCCUUUGCCUCGAGCCGGCUGAACUCUCCUAAGAAUCGUCUUCCCCCAAAACAGCCUACAACCAGCCCGGCUUCAUCUCGUAAACGUGGUUACCCCCCUGUUGAUAACGCGGGUAACCACAUGCAACACUUGGAAAUGUGCAAAGAGGAGCUUCCACCUUUGCCUCCAAGGAGAGUUUUACGGACUUCGGUGAAUGAGCUGUUCUCAGAUGGCUGGCUGCACAGAGGCCAGGAGCUAGCGGUCCACAAAGAAGCCUACCUCCUCUCACAGACGGGUGUGGCCUCACUACAACACGGCAAAGAGAGUGACGGCAAAAGAAACAGCAUAUCCCCGGACCCUCACACUAGCAGCGAGACCUCGGACUCUCACAGUGUCCACUCCCAGCCGUACAGAAGCUGCAUGUCUCCUGAGGUAACAUCCGAAGAGGCUCUGAAGAAGUCCAGAUACGAACCCCUGGAGGAUCAAACUGACUGCUGGGGAGGGAUGUUGUUUGAGCAGGACUUGUAUGGACGUGUAUGCGGAGGAAAUUACUCUCAGCCCAGAAUGAGCAGUCAUCAUUUAUCAGUGAGCCCUGAAGAAACGGCUGCAAAUAAGAUCGCAUCUAAGAACUCGAGAUCUCAGAAACUUGAUGAAAACAACGUAUCUACGAGUGACGUUUUCAAUUUGCUCUCCUCUAUUCCCUCCAAGGCCUCAGAAAACUUUGGCUCUACAGCGAAAGAGACAAUUGAAAGUAAUCUGUGUGAAACGACAUGUGUGAACAAUAACAUAACUUUCUCAUUAACAUUAGGCGAUCUGAACAUGAAUGUGGACAACUCAGACUUUGGCUUUAUUGAUUCUGAUGGAUCCUCUCCAUCAGAAGCAGCUGAUACGGUUAAAGAUAUCGCUAAUUUGAGUGAGACAUAUCUACCAGAAGAUUUGCAGGUCGCCAAUCUUCAGAAGGAGACCACCCUUGAAGAUUUGUUCACUUUGAAGGACACCUACAUUGCUACAAGGAACUCCUCUUUCGAAAUAACUACAUCCUCUAACAGACUCUGCAAAGUACCUCCAGUUUGCCAAGACAACAGCAAUGAUUGCCAGUGUGAACAGAGUAAUGCCCCACCGUUUAGUACCAGCCCAGAGACUGCAGCUUCAGCACCACAAAAUCCAGUUUCUAAUUCAGCUGUGGCUGGAAACGAGUGUAUAGAAGGACAAAGAACAAGAAAUAGAACACAGAACACAGAGAAGGACCGUGACGAUAAUGGAAACCCGGAAGACAAGUCAAACCCAACUGGGUCAUUUCCAGGAGUUGUCAGCGCACGGAUCAGACCAAGAGGAGUUUCCCGACAAAACAGCAGUGACAGCCCAAACAGCCGAAACAGAAGCAGGGAUGAGGAGUUUGAGCAGUUUUUAUCCCUUGUUCAAAACAUUUCAGAGGUGAGUGAAGGACCACUAUCUUAUCAGCCCACCAAAGCUGCUCUCUCUUCCAUAAAAGCAUCUGAUAAACACACCAGUGUGCUGCAAGAUGUUGUCAUCAGUGACCAAAUACAGAAAAAUGAGUCCUACAGAUCACCAGAAACCCCACUGAGGGACGGCACAGCAUCAGAAAAACCCUCUGAGAUCAGUUUUGAAGACCUCCAUGCAAAGGUUGCCCCGAACUGCAGAACCCCUUCCAAGACAAAGAUUGGGAAAUCUUUGCAAGAACCUGAAUCCUGUUCUCCCUCCACCCAUUCCGCACUCUCCCUACCAGCUGAUUCCCCUGUCUGUUGCCCCCCCAUACAUCCCUUAACCACGGGGCCCAAUGGUGGAGCUGGCACUGCGCUGGCCGUGGCUCCCUACACCUCCUCCUACUCUUCCACCUCCACCACUGACCAGCCCCUGGUCGAUGCACGCCACUCACUUUUGCCUGAGGAGACACAGCCUGCUAGCAACCUGCCCCGUCAGGAGAGCAGACCUCAUCCAGUGAAACCAUUAACGUCCAGCCAGUCAGAGAAGAAGGACAAUCGUUCAGUUCUUGAGAAGCUCAAAUCCACCAUCCACCCUGGACGCACGACCCAUCUGGUUGCAGCUGAACCUGAGAAGAACGAGGAGCCAGCAGUGGACAGAGCAGCCCAGUACCAGCAGCUGACCAACAUGGAGCUGAUCUCCCUGCUCCUGCAGCAGGAGAUGGACAUGCAGGAGCAGCAGGCGGCCUCCGAGCAGCAGGGGGCGCAGCUGGAGAAGUGUGAAGCCGAGCUGAAAAAGGUCAAAUUGCAAGUCCGAGACCUGGAGGACUACAUUGAUAAUCUGCUACUGCGGAUUAUAGAGCAGACACCCACCUUGCUCCAAGUGCGCUCCAGGCACAAGUGACGACGUUUCCAGUGUACAAUUUUGUGUACUGCACAUGAUGUAUGGGCUCUGGAAUACAGCUUACAUGGAGCUCUUAUUCCUGAGGCUUUCACAGUCAAACAAAAGCUCCACGAGUUUUGAUCUCUCAAUCAUCCAGGUCUUCUCACUGCUGAUACUGCCCUGUUGAUGUAGACACGAUAUUACCCAUGAUGCAUGCAAGUUACUGUCCCUAUUUGGCGUAAAGGGAAACCAAAACAAUAUGCUAUGAGAAAAAGCUCCUAUGCAAACGGAUGCAAAAUGGCUAAUUAACACAUGCUUCCUAGAAUGCGUAAAGGUAGUCAGCUCUUGUCAGUUUGCUCUUAAAAUCACUGCUUUUAAAUGUGUGCUGAAAUGAGCCCAGGCUGAGGAGCAUUUCAGAGUGCUCUGGAUGAACUCCUCUGGGAAUAAACAUCAUGUUAGUGUCUCGUGUCCUUGUGACGAUUUUCAUAUUGUUUUGUAUCAGUUAGUUCCAACUGCAGUGGAGAUUUCUGAAAGUUCACUUCAGCUGGUGGCGGCUUUGCAAAAAUAAAUUUAAGAUAAAACAAAAUAGCAACAUAUAAGACAGUGCUUUGCAAUGCCACCACUAUAAAGGAGUUUCUGCAUUAACAACGCUGUAUGGUGAAUAAAAAGGCACCAUUUAUGUUUGAGAGGGAGGAUGAAGCCUUUUUUUUAAAUGUUAUACUGUAGAUUUUUUUCCCCCAGAAAAAUAUUUCAGAUGCUUUUGUCUGUCCCCUGCAGACUAAAGCAUUGGCAACGUUUUAAUUGACCUGUUGUCCAUUUAUUUAGAACUGAUGUGGUUUUGCUGUUGAAAAAGAGCAACAGUAUGCAGUAGAUGACCUCAUUUUAAGUUAUUUCUACAACGUUUUUGUAAUAAUAUAUGCUAUUGCCACAUUAGUACCACUGUAGCUACCUGCAAUGCUUCACAUGACCGCAGUACUGUAAGAGAAUAAAGUGCACAUAAACAAAAGUUUGUGAUUUUGUUAAGCUGUUGUCACUGAUUAAUACACUGAUAUAAGUAAGACUAAGAUCAGACUAUGUUGUCGCGCUCUCUACUGUAUAUACACAUUAGAAAGAAAGUAUAAUUUCAGGUCAAAGGUUGUAUUACCACAAAAAUAAGUCUUGUCUUUCCUGGAUUUUAAAAUUACAUGAAUGCGACCUCACAAGAAAAGUGACACAUGGCAUUUCAUUCUGGGUUAUUUAACAAAAACUAUGCCCAAAUGCAGUCAUGUUAUGGUAAAACAUCUUAGUACAGCUUCACCUUUUCCAUAGAAAUCAAAAUGAUUUUUUUUAAAUCAGCCCGACGUUUUUAAACAAAUUCAAGAUAGUUCUCAGUCUUCUCAGGAAUAGAGGUUCCACUUAGAUCUCCUUCCCCUUCUGGUGCGUGUCGCAUGCAGUGCUCAGAAACCCUUUACAAGCCCUAACAGCUACAUCUCUGUGUGUUGAAAAUAAAGUUCACAAUAGUGCA